AUGGACAGGUGGUACCCAGGUGGUAGCUCCAAGGGAGAGGUGGACCCAUUCUAUUAUGACUAUGAGACUGUCCGCAACGGGGGCCUGAUCUUCGCUGCCCUAGCCUUCGUCGUGGGGCUCAUCAUCAUCCUCAGCAAGAGAUUCCGCUGUGGAGGCCAACAGAAGCGGCGGUGAGCAAGGCAGUGA
Orycteropus afer afer is the source of this 186-nucleotide messenger RNA. The record is from RefSeq and is a predicted model, not a curated record. NCBI's taxonomy places the organism in Eukaryota, Metazoa, Chordata, Mammalia, Tubulidentata, Orycteropodidae.